UUCAGUGACUUCGAACGGCUGCAGAACAACACCAAAACACUAGGUUGUGUGGGAUGAUUUGUAUCCUCAUUGUGCAACAUUAGUUAACACAAGUCUCUAAUUAAAUUAUAGCUAGCAGUGUUUAUAAAUCACCAUGUUGCCUACGUCAGGGUAUUUUCGUGGAAUAUCUUGCCCCGACCACGACAAGGACUAUUGUCAUCGUCCCUACUGCCACUUCCGUCACUUCCCUAAGAAAGAGCUGAAAAAGUCUGCUCCAUCGCAGAGUUCUACUUCCACAACAGAAGUUGCGGUAGAUCAAACAGACAAUGCUCGGGAAGCUUCCCAAGAUCUGCCAACAUGUAGCACCACUGCAAUGCUGAUUGAGUGUGGGAGCUCCAAGCAGCAGCCAGAAGAUGAUGAAGGUCAAGAAGGACCAUCAGGACCAAAUAAUGAGGAUCAGUCUGAACUCAUACAGCAACUUGUAAGUGAGGCUGUAAAGAAAGUAUUGGCUGAAAAUCCUGUGCUAGCAUCUUCAGGUGUGGAUCCUUCUUCAAUCGUGAAGAAUAUUGACACUUCAGCGCUUGUCGCUCAAGCUACUGCUGAAACUACCCAGGCAAAUGCCAGAGGAAAGAAAAAGUAUUACUUCCGUCCCCCCGACACACCUAGUUACAAUCCUACCCCUAUUGAAGAACUCAACAAGCGUAAGCGGUCAGUAGAUUACAGUGAAGACAUGUUAGGUUCACAGAAAAAGGUUGUUAAAUAUACCCCAACACCAGUGACAUCACGGAGCACUAUAGUAGAUGCCACAGAAAUUGAACCAGAUUCCAAAGAAUCAUUAGAAGGUGAAGUCACAGAUUUUUCCUCUGUAGAAAGUGAGGAUGACACUGAUAAAAGAAAAUGUGAUUUUGAUAUCUUGGAAGAAGUUCUUGCUGAACACUUGCAAAAUAAUAAAGUUAAAGUAAAGAAAAAGAGAGUAAAGGCAUUAGGUAAACUUCAGUAUAGUUUAAGUAUGCCAGAGAAAAAGGUUGAUGAAUCGUCUAUGAUCUCAGAUGCAAGAAAUCUUUCUGAUCAAGACAGUAACACAUGUGAUGUACCAAUACCAAGGACAAACAGUAUUGACAGCAAAUUACCAACAGAUGGGUCAUACUUUUUACCUCCUUCCCCAGUGUUUACAACAUACAGUGAUGCAUUUGGUACUUUUGAUUCCAUAGUAUAUACAAAAGCAAGUAGAAGUCCUGAUGAAUGUGAAUCUAAUGACAAUAGAACGUUGAUAGAAACAACCAAAGUACAAAGUUCCAAUGAGAAUAGUGAUGCAGAGGAACGUAGUCCUCCUGCAGUUAAAAAGUCAGAUUUGCCUGUGAAAACUGAUAAAAGGUCAACCAAUAGAGAAGAUUCUAAGAAAAAGACACAAGGUCAUACCCAUCUCCCACAAGUAGUACAUACAUUAGUUGCUCCCAAAUUAUCGAGACCAAAUGUUCGUAUAUGGACCCCUCAGGUUCGAAGUAACAUGCCUGGUGCUAGGAAAGAAGGGGAUGCACUCGAGGAAAUGUUACAGUUAAUGGAUGGAAAGGAUGCUAUUGGUAAGGCGGACAAGAAGGAAAGCUCCAAACAUUCAGGAUCCAGGACUGGUCAUCAGGCUGCAAGUGCCAAGAAAAAGGAAAAAUAUAAAGUCGAUUUAGAUAAGGAGAUAGAGAGUCUGACAAAUUCAUCAGCAGCAAAGAAAGGUGAACCUGCUACAUCUGAUACGGUCGCGUCGCCCACUGAAAACUCUGGUGCAGCAACAGAAGUUUGGACGAGCCCUGAUGGUGUAGCAGAAGAAGGGGAUACUGACCAAGUACCCAAAGAAAAAACAAAUAAGGAAAAUAAAGAGAAUGACAUAAAUAAAAAGACGGAUUUGAAGGAAGGUAAAAAUACUCCAAGUGAUGCAUCGGGCACUGAAGUAGAUGAGGAGAGCAAGGACGAUGAUUCUGUCGAUGAUGACAAGUCGACUGAAGACAGCACUGAUGAUUCACAAACAGAACGAGGAAGACGCAAGAGGAAGAGAAAGAGGAGUUACUCCGACAGUUCUGAUUCGGACCGUUCUCUUCACAGAAAGAAACGUAAAAAAAGCCGCAAGCGUAAACGUAAACACAGUCGAAGUAAAAAACGUAGGAAGCAUAAGGAGAGUAGGUCUGAGUCGAGUGAUAGCGAUGAAGAUUCGGUGAAAGAUGACAAUAAAGAUGAUGGUGGUGAUGAUAAGAGUGAAACAAAUGGAGAAACGCACAAAGAUGAUGAAAUUGAGAAGCCAAAAAAGCAUAAAAAACAUAGAAAGAAAAAUAAGCACCGUAAAAAAUCCAAACACAAACGAAAGAAAAGAAAAGCCUCCAAGUCGAAGAAAAGGGGCAGUAAAAGUCGUAGCUCAAGCAGAAAUAGAAGCCGUAGUUCCAGUAAACACAAAAGCAGGAGUUCUAGUAAACACAGAAGUAGGAGUUCUAGCAAAGAUCGAAGCAGGAGUUCGAGCAAGGACAAAAGCAGUAGUUCUAGCAAGGACAGAAGCAGAAGUACUAGCAAGGAUCGAAGCAGAAGUUCUAGUAGACAUAGAAGCAGGAGUUCGAGCAGGGGCAGGAGCAGAAGUUCUAGCAAGGCUAGAAGCAGAAACUCGAGCAAGGACAGAAGCAGAAACUCGAGCAAGGACAGCACCAGAAACUCAAGCAAGGACAGAAGCAGAAACUCAAGCAAACAGAGAAGUAGGAGUUCUAGUAAGAAUAGGAGUAGAGUUUCUAGCAAAGACAAAAUCAGAAGCUCUAGCAAACACAGAAGUAGAAGUUUAAGUGAAAACAGAAGCCAAAGUCCCAAUAAAGGCCAAGGUGAAAGUUCUCGUAAAAGAAGUCGGAGUCGUAGCAGAAGUAAGAACAGCUCUAUCUCUAAGCCACAACACAGACGGGACAGUGUUACAAAGACCCACAUUGACAACAAAGCACCACCCAAAGAUAGUGUUAAUUUCGAGAACAUUCAGACAAUAACAACUCCCAUGCCUAUUGACCCCUCAAAGAUUAAAGUAGAAAAGGAUAUUUUAGUACCUAAUCUAUCAAUUGUAAAGAUUGAGAAAAUGGAUGAUGAAAAAUCUUCCUCUGCACAUUCUAAGAAGGUUGAAAAGAAGAAUAUCAGUGAAGGAAGUGAAAAGUCAAAUGAUGGGAAUUAUAAGAAUGUGCAUUCCAUUUGUCAAAAGUCAUCUGUUGAUGCAGCAAAAGAUUCAGAAAAUAUCAAAAAGAAAGAAAAGGAACAAGCCAGAUUAAGCAAUGAUAGAGAGAGUAAGAGAAGAGACAGUCGUGACAGGAAAAACAGUACUGAAAGCAAUACAGAAAAAAUGCCAGCAUCCAGUAGACGAUGCAGCACUGACUCUAAGAAAAGUGACAAAGAAAUUAUAUUGGAAAAGAAGAAAGUAUUAGAGAGAACUAGUGUUGAUAAAAAUAAGAAGGACAAAAUUUUAAGCCCUACAGCUGAUUUACAACCUAAAGGUAUGUCCAUGUUUGAUAUGGUGCUGGCAAGUACUCAACCAGCAAAGUCAAAAUCCCUGACUGAAAUCUCUAUUUUUGAUGCCGUGAGUAAUAUGAAAACUCAAGAUGUAAGUACAGAUUCAUCAGGAGUACAUACAGAUGAUGAUGAUGUGAGUCACAGGAAUUUUAAUGAUAGUGAUACCCAAGAUAAUUCUACCGAAAUUUCCAGUCAAAGAAAACGUACUUUAAGUCAGUCUAGUACCAAGUCUAAAUCUGAGUCAGGAUCCAAGACAGGGAAAUUAAGCGACCAACAUAGAUCCACGUCCAAUCUCUCGUCUAAAUUAAGUCGUCGCCUUUCCAGUUCGAGUUCUAAAGAUGCUAAACGUGACUCCAAGCAUGCACAUUCCUCAUCUAGCAAACAGAAAAGCACUGAUCAUCACAGUUCUAGUAAUCAUAGUGGCAGUUCUAGCCAUCAAAAGAUUAGUGACAGUGGCAGCAUUUCCAGCAAACAGCAGCACAGUAGUAUUAUUAGUAGUAAUAGCGUUGGCAACAAGUAUAUGAGUGUGAAAAACAAUCUUCCUAGUACGAGCAAGAGGAAGGAAAGCAAAUCAGACAAUACCAGCAGUCACUCUAGUAGUAGCAGCAUUAAACACUACCCCAGCAGUAAGAAGAGCAGCAGCAUCAGUAGCAGCAAACAUAGUAGUGGAAGUCGUCAUAAAGAUAAAGGCCAUUCCAGGGCUGAAUAUCCCAAAAAUAAGGAGGAAAGUAAACCGAUUGAAGUGAUUACUAUUUCUCCUCAGACAUCAGUUCCAGAAUCAUCUUCAGAUGGAAUCUCGGAUAGGGACUUGUAUGCUUGUAAUGAUUAUCCAACAUCUGAUAAUACUGGUAAUGAGUCGCCUUUGCCAGACUUAUCAAUGCUGGAAGAAAUACCUCAAGAUGAUUGGGAACAGAUGAUAAACAGUUCUGACAAAGUGGAUUUAAAGCAUUUGGAGAACUUGAGAACUUUUGAGGAUUCCGACCAAGAUGAGUUUGACAGAGAUGAUCCAGAAGUUAUGGAACAAUGCUUGAAGAUGUUCAAUGAAUAUGAGGCACCUGAAGAACCAGAUGUUCAACCAGUUUGUAAGAAGGCAAGGACACAAUCUGUAGAUGAAGAGCCAGACGCCCUUCCUGGAAAGUCACGUGUUGCACGAUCAAGCUCGUCAGGGAACCUUAUACCAAAGAAAACUAGUUUUGGCCAACAGCGUAAGAAAACUCCGGCACAGAUCAUGAUGGAGAGGUACCAGAAGCUCAAGGAACAGAAAGCCAAACUUAUGGAACAAGUAAAGAAGCAGAAGAAGCAAUUAGAAGAACAAAAUCGGAGUGUAUCCACUUCACAAGCUAAAGCCACAGUCUCACAAGCUUCUCCAUCUUCCUCCCUUAUGUCACCUCCUCAUUCCUCAUCUGGUGGAUUAAAGCGCCGGAUCUCUCAUGUACCAAAUGUCUCAUCACUUCUCCAUGCCCGGGAGAGGAUCAAGAAUUUACCUCCUACCAAUUCGAGGUCACUACUGUCUCCAAGUGUAGCUAAAGCCUCAGGUGUUAUCCCACAAACUACUGCUCAAACUACUACCAAAGGUUCUAAGAGAAUAGCUCAUACACCAAAGGCUGAAACGUUGAAGCGACCUGUUAUCCCUGCUGAAUUUGGUAGCAAAGUUCCUCAUAACAUAAGGCAACGCUACCUCAACUCUAUAAUUGAUGAGUGCUUAAAAUUCUGUGGAGAGAGGGAAGCCUUCAAAAUAGGUGCAGCUGAGGAACGUGUGUGUUUUAAACGUGCGUCUUCUCGGAUGGUGUACUUAAAUCUUGCUGUUAAUGCUGUGAAAAGAUUGCGAACUCAACGGGAAGUAGGAGAAGCAGCUCAAGAAUUGCUCGAUAAUGAUCCACAAUUUGUUGACAGUUUGCAUUUAGAAGAAGUAUCGCCUGGUGUUAAACCCUCCACAUCAGGUGCGUCGUCUUCACAAUCAAAGGCCAUAAAACCACACCCUGUCAAUCCCAACCAUGUGAGGUUGUCCCACUUCACAGUCUUAUCAGGAGGUGGACAAAGGGGUUCCUGGAGUAUUGAAAAACCCAAAAAGAAUACAAGUGAUAUCCAGGAUAGCUUAAAAGGUGAAGCAUUCUACAAGCUUUUGGCAAAGUACAUAUUGACUGAGGAAGAACUUGCAGCAAAUGGAUUCCCAUUACCUGAUCCUGAAGAGAAGGGCAAGGCUAUAAUAAAAUCGGUGGACACUCGCAAGAAAAUUAGCCCAAGUUCCAUUGAGAGAUACUGUGACCGGUGUAAUAUCCUAUAUAAGGUCGACAAGUGGGGAUUCCCUACAUCUACUGCUCCUUGUAUUCAUCACUGGGGCCGUGCCAAUAAACGCAGAACUUACAGCGGCUUUGAGGCCCGUUACACCUGUUGUGGGGGAGAUCAAGAGUCAGAAGGUUGCUGUCAGGCUACCACCCAUGUUUCCCAGAACUAUGAUCCAUGUAAUCUACGCGGUUUUGUCAGAACUCUUCCCAAGGACACUACGGGAGGUGAUCCAGGAGUUUAUGCAUUAGAUUGUGAGAUGUGUUAUACCACGGCUGGCAACGAACUCACCCGAAUAACAAUCAUCAACACAGAGGGAAACACAAUCUAUGAGCAGUUAGUUAAACCAGAUAACCCCAUCAUUGAUUACAAUACAAGGUUUUCAGGAAUAACUGAGAGUGACAUGGAGGAUGUGAAGACAACAAUACGAGAUGUUCAAGCUGCCAUACUAACACGGUUCUCUGAUAAAUCUAUCCUCAUUGGACACAGUCUUGAGUCUGAUUUUCAUGCACUUAAGUUGAUUCAUGACACUGUUGUAGACACCAGUACAGUAUUUCCCCACAAGAUGGGUCCCCCCUUUAAGCGUGCUCUUCGCAACUUAGCUUCAGAAUAUCUGAAAACAAUUAUCCAAAAUGAUGUUUCAGGUCAUGACAGUGCUGAGGAUGCUCUUACUUGUAUGCGUCUUAUGAAGUGGAGAGUGAAAGAAGAUUUGAAAGGGAUAAAGUAGCUAGAGAUUGUGGGUAUUACAAAAUUGUACCGAGACAUUUGUCAGCAAGAUUUGUUGAACGUGUUAAACUUUAUAAUAACUGCUAUGAAAAUUCAUAUUUAUAAAUCACUUGUCUUUAUUGCUCAAAAGAAAGAAAUAAAACCAUUAAUUUACACUGAACAUUUGGCUUUAUUUUAUACAAUCAAGAAUAUUGGAAAUAUGGACAAGCAGAUAUGUUCCUAACAGUCAUAUCCAUCUAAUUACCUUUUCACACAAUUUGUUAUGUGAAUGAGGAUACAAUGUCUUAGGUAAUUUCAUGUAAAGAAAAAAAUUGCAUCCAUUGCUAAUGGAGGCUUUUAACAUCAAGAUUAGUCUGUCUUUAGGUAAUUGAGGUAAUAUUAUAGUUCUUGAAAAUGAUGAAACUGUUCCCUGCUGUUGAGGUUUACCAGAAGUUGACUUGCGUAUUUUAUAUAAUUAUUUGGUUAUGUAAUUAAGUGCAUCAGUAAUUAGUUAUAAUGCACAUUUCUAGUUUGUUAGUUUUUGCUCUAAAAUUCAUUGUUUUAAACAUUACUUGUGCAAUAAAUUUUUUUCACAUAAAAUUGAUUCUAUAAGUUUUCUCUAAAUGUUUGAAAAUAGGAAUGUUGACAGCGGUGUUCAUAUACAGGUAUUACUCGUUAUCCAAAUCAGUUAGAUACCAUGAAAACUAUUCAGAAACCCCGAUGUUCUAUUACCUAAAAAAAUUUAAUUGGUUCAUGAACAACAAAAAACCUACUUAACUACUCUAGGAUUGUGCCUAAUUGCUGUAAUUUAGCUCCUAACUAUUGUAUGGUAAUUGCUAAACUAAAUAAAAUUACUGUGCAGUUGGUACAUUACCUUAUCGGAGGGCAAUCAAGGCUCACCACAGGGCCACCUUUCGGAUAAGUGAGGAUCACUUUUGUAUAUUGAAAAAGAGGUGUAAGAAUAUAAAUUUUGGAUAAGCAAAUUUUUGAAUGCCGAACAUUCAGAUAACGAGGCAUACUGUAUCCCUACAGUCAUACUAGUUUUGAUAUUGGCAACUCCUACACUAGCAUAUGUUUGUAUUGUACUUUAAUGUAUACCCAAGUAAAGUGAAUGGACAGGGUGUAAUGUCUUUCACAGAAAUACUUAAACAUUCUUUGAUCAUUUAAUUAUAUUUUCUGUUAUUACUAAUGUACAGUACUCGCUUUUCUAAAAAUUAUUUAUUCUGUUGAUAAAUGUAAAUAGAGAUGCUUUGUAUAGUCUUGCUUUACCCAUGUUAAAGCAGCAUUCAUUUUGGCAAGUGCACAAAAAGAAAUUCAAGGAGAGAGAUAGAGUUUUGUACCUGACACUUUUGUGUUGUGCACCCACACACCCAGUUUCCCCAGUCUUUGCAUGUUAACUAACUCAUUAGUUUUCAAAAGAUUUUGAAUAUGAACAAUACAUUUUUAAAAGACUUAAGUUAAAAUGUAUAUAUCUUUAAGAUGCUGGACUAUAAUUAAUGUGUUGUAAUUAUACAUUAUGAAGGUUGCAGUUUGAAUAGUCUUAUUGCUUGUUUCAUUUUAAUUAUGUAGUCCACAUUUAAUUUCAAAUGGAUAUUGAAUGUGAUUAUAUAGAGAUUAUGGCAUGUUUGUGAUUUCAAUAUCAAAAAUAUAUAUUUUUAUACUCUAUAAACUGGUUAGUCUUCUCAUCAAAAACUUGUCAAUACAGUUCUUUAACUUUUAGGGUUUGUAGUUUGCUGAUAGCUUGCCAUUGGCAUAUGUAAUGUUUACAUAAAUAAGGUAAACAAGAAUUCUAGAAAUUAAAUAACUCAAACUUGUAUUGUGCACAUAAUGCAGCAGUGUUGACAGAAAAUAGUAAAAUUAAUGUUAAUUGUGUUAUGUAUUACAGUACACUUUAAAAAUACAGACCCCAGAUUUCUAAAAAUGAAACCUCUCAUAAUGGUUACACUUGAUUUACUCACAUGUUGAAUAUUUAUACUGUUGAGUUUUAAGCUUAACA
This is a messenger RNA of Homarus americanus (American lobster), 8476 nucleotides long. RefSeq names its product serine-rich adhesin for platelets-like. Gene Ontology annotation, molecular function: nucleic acid binding; exonuclease activity. Gene Ontology annotation, cellular component: nucleus. The transcript is spliced from 18 exons. The coding region runs from base 134 to 6502 and encodes 2122 amino acids. The record is from RefSeq and is a predicted model, not a curated record. Lineage: Eukaryota; Metazoa; Arthropoda; Malacostraca; Decapoda; Nephropidae.